CAAGAAGAAGCUUCUUGGCUGGCGUGCAUAGCAUACAACCGCCAAGGGCAACGGAUAAAGAUGGACAGCAAUGAAUGGAGUCUCCCUUGCGAUAGCAUCGAUCAACACCACGUACACUCCCUGAGACGACCAUGAAGCUCACUACCUCCCUCGUUGCCAUUGCUGCCACCCUCUCCGCUCUCGCUACCCCUACUCACGCAGCAGAACCCGCCGAAGCACCCGCCGUCUUCAAUGUCAAAGCCAAGAAUCUCAGCCCUGAAGACUGCGCGUUUGACAUCGGCAAUGAGCAAUGGUACCAGAGCAACCUCUACCGAGGCAAGAUUCACGUAGCUGGCUUGGACGGUAGCUCCUUUUCCGUCUCCAUUCCUCAGAUCUCUUCUGAUCAGCCCUUUGAUACGCCCUACCAGCUGGCCGGGCUCUCUUUGAACAACCGUACCGCUCCUACUCGUCUCUAUGCUGUAGCCAAAGACGAAAAGGCCUUCCGCUUCAAGUCCAGCGACCCAACACAAUCCGUCUCCAAGCUAGGACCCAAUCGCUUCGUCGCCUACGAUCUUCCUCUCACCACAAAAUCUCAACCAGCUUGGUCCAUUCGCCUAGACAGAGUGCAGGAUCGGCUGAAGAAGAAGCUCGGAGGCAAAAACAGGCCAUUCGGGCCGGUAGACUCCGUGCAGGACAGUAAAGGCAACUCCUACGUCGUCUUUGCCCUCGGAGCUCCUGCCAUUGCCAAGAUCUCGCCCAGUGGAGAGGCAGUACAGGCCUGGGCUUGGGAGACGCCCAAGAGCUCUCGAGCCCCGCGGGUAGGAUACACCGGUCUUGCCUACGAUGCCGACUCGAAUCGACUGAUCGCCUAUGGUGGGCCUCGUGUACUCACCAUGUUCGAUCUGUCUUCUGCUACGCCGAGCAAGCCGAUUGCGGUCAAGAUUGAGGGGGACUUGUCGGUGUCGGACCUCACCUCCGCUGAGAAGAUCAACCUGGUCCCAUCAACGGACGACACGGGCUCUCGCCUCCUAGCAACCAACGCUCCCAACGUCUACUCCUUCCGCUCCACCUCCACCUCCAACCCCUGGUCCACCGUCUCCUUCAAGUCCUACAGUCGAAACAAGUUCAACAGCAAUGGCUUGACGACAGUGUGUGAGGCCAACUUCCGUAAUGCGAAUGGGACGAGGGAGAGGCAGAUCUAUGGGCAGGGAGCUUACUUUGGCGAGGGGGCAUAUUCGAGCAGGACGGAAUGGCCGAUGUAUGAGUUGCCCGCUAGGCUCUUGACCGCUUGAUUGACUGUCAGUGCGUAGCUGGCUGCGGGGCAAUGAAGCUGUAGUCGAGCUCGUCGUCCCGGCAGCCGUAGUCGCUGCACACUUAUGUUCGUAUACCCUCCACAUUCCGGUGCACAAUUGCAAACAUGAUCUCUAUCGCAACAC
Molecule: messenger RNA, 1415 nt
Organism: Microstroma glucosiphilum
Lineage: Eukaryota; Fungi; Basidiomycota; Exobasidiomycetes; Microstromatales; Microstromataceae
Exons: 2
Coding region: 132-1271 (379 amino acids)
Source: RefSeq, a predicted model, not a curated record